Colletotrichum higginsianum IMI 349063 is the source of this 2073-nucleotide messenger RNA. Its product is annotated as FAD binding domain-containing protein. The transcript has 8 exons. The record is from RefSeq and is a predicted model, not a curated record. Gene Ontology annotation, molecular function: FAD binding. Bases 1 to 2073 code for a protein of 690 amino acids. NCBI's taxonomy places the organism in Eukaryota, Fungi, Ascomycota, Sordariomycetes, Glomerellales, Glomerellaceae.
AUGACGGCCCUUCCUGAGAGUGAGGUCGAUGUUCUCAUCAUCGGCGCCGGCCCGGCUGGGUUGAUGCUUGCACUGUGGCUCGCCAGACUGGGCGUCAAGACGCGCAUCGUCGACAAGAGGACCUCCAAAGUCUACUCUGGGCAGGCGGACGGCUUCCAAGUAAGAUCUCUCGAGAUCCUAGACAGCUUCGGUAUCACUGAGCGCGUAUGGAAAGAAGCGAACCACAUGCUUGAGGUCUCCUUCUGGAACCCCGACGAGGGCGGCACAAUCAGGCGCAGCGCCCGCGCGGCAAACACCAUCCCCGGCCUCUCCCGCUUCACCGAGUCCGUGCUGCACCAGGGCCGCAUCGAGCAGUUCUUCCUCGACGCCAUCCGCGCCUCGUACGCCUCCGACUCGGACGCCCUGCACGUGGAGCGCAUGGUGAUCCCGACGUCUCUCGAGAUCGACGAGGCCAAGGCCGAGGACCCGGACGCGCACCCCGUGACCGUGACGCUGCGCCACCUGACGGAGGAGGAGGCGACGCCGACGCAGAUGCUAAGCAACCUCAGCGACGGCAUUUUCAGAAGCAACCUCGCCGACGACGACGUCGGGGAUAUAUUGGAAAGGUCCGAGGGGCGCGAGGCGAGAGACGAGGUCGCCAGGGCCAAAUAUGUCGUCGGGUGCGACGGGGCGCAUUCGUGGACGAGGAAGACGCUCGGCAAGGACUUUGAGAUGAAGGGUGAGACGACUGACGCCAUCUGGGGAGUCAUGGACAUCGUACCCAUCACAGACUUUCCUAACGACCCCCGGGCAGCCGACAUCAGAUCCCGGACCGUAAUCCAUAGCACCUCGGGCGCGCUCAUGAUCAUCCCUCGCGAGAACAGGUUGGUCCGCCUCUACAUCCAACUGAAGGAGGUCUCGGCCGGCGGCGGCCGCGUCGACAGGUCCCAGAUCACCCCGGACUUCAUCUUCAAGUCCGCACAGAAGAUCUUUGGCCCGUAUAAGCUGGAGUACCACUACUGCGACUGGUGGACAGCAUACCAAAUCGGUCAGCGCACAGGCGACCACUUCAGCAAACUCGACCGUGUCUUCCUUGCGGGAGACGCCGUGCACACGCACUCCCCAAAGGCCGGCCAGGGCAUGAACGUCUCCAUGCAGGACAGCUACAACCUCGGCUGGAAGAUCGGCCUCGCGUGUAAGGGCGUCUUGCCCCGCCACGUGCUCUCGACGUACGAGCUCGAGCGCAAGAAGAUCGCCAAGGACCUCAUCGCGUUCGACGGCAAGUUCUCGAAACUGUUCACGGGCCGCCCAGCCAAGGACAUCCAGAGCGAGACGGGCGUGUCGGAUGACGAGUUCCAAAAGGCGUUCCACACGAGCAGAAUGUUCACGACCGGUGUUGGCGUCAACUACCAGCCGACCGUGCUCGUCGCCAGAGAACCCGAGGAAACCGACGACGACGACGACGACGACUACGGCCUGGAGAAGAGCGCCGCCAAGAGCACGCCCUCCCUCGCCACGAACUGCGAGGUCGGCCGGCGCUUCCCGUCGUUCAAGGUCGUCCGGCAAGCCGACGGCCGCCUCUGGGAGCUGCACCAAAAGCUCCCCUCGGACGGGCGCUUCCGCCUCGUGGUGUUUGGCGGCGACAUCUCGCAAGGGUCCCAGCGCGACAGCGUCAACGCCCUGGGCGCAUGGCUGUCGUCGUACCUGCCCGGGCUGCCGACAAUCACGCUCUCGCCCGGCUCGGACCCGCACGGCGGUUCGGUCAAGUUCAAGACGGAAAGGGACCCGUCCGUCGUGGACGUCCUGCUGGUGCACUCGGCGCCGCGGGACGAGGUGGAGGUGUUGCGGGAUGUGCACGAGGCGUAUCACCCGUUUGACAGCAAGCUCGGCUGGGAUUACGACAAAGUCUUCGUGGACGGCGAGACGUAUUACGAGGAGCCCCAGAUGGCGUAUGAGAAGUACGGCGUGGAUCGUGCCAGGGGCGCUGUCGUCGGAUUGCGGCCGGAUGGGUAUGUUGGUCUUGUCACUUCGCUGGACCAUGGCGGACAGGACGAGGUUCAGAAGUGGUUUGACGGCAUCUUUCAAAGAACAUGA